AUGGCGAUUCGAUCCCUCCUCCGAUCAGUCUCCCACGCGCGCCGUCCCAACCCGAUUCACGAACUCACCAACGGCCUCUCAUCACACUCAAUCGCCACUCACUCUCAUCACCUGAACCAGGUAACCCCAAACCCGACCCCCCAACACCUGGUCAACGAGCUCGCGCGCGUCCUCAGCGACCACAGAAACCCCCAAAACGAUGUCGAAUCAGCCCUCGGCCCGUUCGCACCGGCCCUCUCCGCGGACCUGGUCGAGCAAGUCCUCAAGCGCUGCAAAAAUCUCGGCUUUGCCGCUCACAGGUUCUUCAUAUGGUCCCGAGGCAUUCCCGGCUUUCAACCCAGCCGGGAAAGCUACAGUAUCCUAGUAGAUAUCUUAGGGAGCAGCCGGCAGUUCCCGAUUUUAUGGGAUUUUUUAGCAGAGAUGAAAAAUGCAGGAACCUGUGAAAUCAGCCGAGAAAUUUUCUGGAUUGUUUUCAGGAAUUACAGUCGGUCCAACUCACCGGGUGAUGCAAUUAGAGCUUUUAACAAGAUGGUCGAUUUUGGGAUUAAGCCUUGCGUCGACGACCUCGACCAGCUUAUGUUUUCUUUGUGCAAACGGAAGCAUGUGAAGUGUGCUCAAGAAUUCUUCGAUCGGGUUAAGGGCGGUGAAUUAGUCCCGACGGUGAAAACCUACAGCAUUAUGAUUAGAGGUUGGGGUGACAUGGGAGAUGCCGGUAAUGCACGCAAGCUGUUUGAUGAAAUGCUGGAAAGGGGUUACAAAGUGGAUUUGCUUGCUCUGAACAGCGUUCUACAUUCUCUGUGUAAAGGAGGGGAAGUAGAUGAAGCUUACGAGUUAUUUCGUGGGAUGAGGAAAAUGGGACUCGAACCUGAUGCUUAUUCGUACUCGAUAUUUAUUCAGGCUUCUUGCAGUAGAGACGAUCUCCACACAGCCUUCCGGGCUCUGGACUCUAUGAAAAGAAAUAAUCUUAUUCCCAACGUGUUCACCUACAACUGCGUGAUCAAGAAACUUUGCAAGGACGGUAAGAUAGACGAGGCCCACCAAAUGCUGGACGAGAUUAUAGAGAGAGGUCUCAAACCCGACACGUGGAGUUACAACACGAUUCUAUCCGCCCAUUGUGACCGUAAUGAGGUCAACAAUGCCCUAAAACUUAUUUCCAGGAUGGAUAGAGAUCAGUGCCAAAGGGACUCGCACACAUACAACAUGGUGCUUAAGAUGCUCAUAAGGAUAGGAAGGUUUGAUAGGGUCGACAAGAUUUGGCACUCGAUGGAGAAGAGAGGGUUUCACCCCUCGGUCUCGACAUAUUCUGUCAUGAUCCACGGGUUCUGUAAAAAAAGAUGGAAAGUUGAGGAGGCUUGCGAGUAUUUCGAGAGGAUGGUCGAUGAGGGAAUACCGCCUUAUGACACGACGUGUGUUCUUUUGAGGAAUAAGCUUGUCGGGUUGGGGUUUGCCGAGAAAACGGAUGUCCUUGCAGGCAAAAUGGAAAGGAGCAGUUGUAAGGCAAUUCAGGUUAAGGCUGGUCUCAUGAGGGGUAAUAGGGGACACGUGAAGUUGAGAAGAGAGACAGAAUUCUCGGAUGAAAGUGACGAGACGAGCGAGUCUUACGAUCGGGAAAUGGAUUGUUUGUAG
This is a messenger RNA of Striga hermonthica, 1626 nucleotides long. Lineage: Eukaryota; Viridiplantae; Streptophyta; Magnoliopsida; Lamiales; Orobanchaceae. The record is from the annotation of a GenBank genome assembly.